AUAUUAAUGCUUUAUUUAGGUGUACCCAAGAGGAGCACCAAGAUGCGCUCAAAUGGAUAAUCUAAUAGAGCAAGGAUGCUCAAAAGAAAAUAUUGUAAACCCUAUCACAGAAUCUGAAGUUUUAGAGGAUGAACCUCUAAGUGAUGCAGGAGCAGCUGCAGGUUCUGCUAUUCAAUUAAAACCACAAAAAUUAAAGCUUUCUUUGCGACCUGGUGAUCCUGCAAAGUUAACUGUUAAGUUCAGGCAGGCUGAAGAUUAUCCCGUGGACUUGUACUAUUUGAUGGAUCUCACUUUUUCCAUGAAAAAGCACAAGGAGAUGUUAGCUAAGCUUUCAUACACCAUUGCUGAUAAUAUGAAGACUGUAACUAGGAACUUUAGGCUUGGAUUUGGUUCUUUUAUUGAUAAAGUUGUGAUGCCAUAUGUUGACAUGGUACCUGAAAGGCUUGUUAAUCCAUGCAGAGAAGAAUAUUGUAAUUCCCCUUAUGGUUUUCGAAAUCAUUUGUCUUUAAACGACAAUGUAACACUUUUUACUCAAGAAGUUUCUGCUGCAAAUUUGUCUGGUAAUUUGGAUAAUGCAGAGGGAGGUUUUGAUGCUGUAAUGCAAGUCAUUGCCUGUAAGGAGAAGAUUAGGUGGAAUGAUCGUUCUAGAAAAAUAAUAUUAUUUGCUACUAAUGGAAUUUUCCAUUAUGCUGGUGAUGGUAAACUUGGUGGAAUUGUAAAACCAAAUGAUGGGCAUUGCCAUUUAGAUGAAGAUGGGUACUAUACUGAGAGCAUUUAUCAAGAUUACCCAUCUCUAAGUCAAAUAAAUACCAAAAUAAUUGAGAACAAGGUUUUGAUUAUAUUUGCUGUUCCUGAUACAAAAUUACCCUUGUAUCAGCGUUUGUGUAAUGUUGUUGAAGGUACUUAUGCAGAGAAACUAGAAAGUGAUGCUUCCAAUAUAGUUAAUUUAAUACACAAACAGUAUGAUAAAAUUCAAUCUAAAAUUGAAUUGAAAGAUAAUGCUCCUGAUUAUUUGAAGAUAACUUACUCAUCAAACUGUCUUGGUGAUGAAGUUAAAGAUACUAACUUGUGUGAAGGCUUGCGUGUUGGAACUACUGUUGAAUUCAAUGUUGAAGUAGAGCUCUUAAAAUGCCCAAAGAAUUCAAGUUUAUGGACUAACAAAAUUCAAAUAUCACCAGUUGGUUUAAGUGAAUAUGUGCAGCUAGAUGUAGAUUUGAAGUGUGAAUGUGACUGUGAAAAGCCUGAAAAUGAGCAAGAAAUAAGUCCUGAGUGCAGCUUCUCCGGCACUUAUGAGUGUGGGAUAUGUAACUGUGAUACCAACUUUUUUGGUCGCAAAUGCGAAUGUCAAGGUGAUGAAGCAGACAAGGAAUCUAAACUUUCAUCUUGCAAGAUGAAUGAUGAAAGUCUUGUAUGUUCUGGAAGAGGUGAUUGUGUUUGUGGUGUAUGUGACUGCUAUGCUGGGCCUAGUAGUGAGUCAAAAAUCUAUGGCGCAUUUUGUGAAUGUGACACUUUUUCGUGUGAAAGAGAUUCCAAUGGACUUGUGUGUGGUGGAGAAGAUCGUGGAAGAUGUUGUGGCGAGUGCAUUUGUAAUCAAGGCUGGACCGGUCCUGCCUGUGAGUGCAAAGCCAGAAAUGAUACAUGCAUAGCACCUGCUGACAUAGAAACUGGUAGAUUUUGUAGUGGAAGAGGAGAUUGCGUUUGUGGUGAAUGUCAGUGUUACAGAGAUGAUGAAAGAGGACAUUUUGGAGGACCAUUCUGUGGUGACUGCAGUUUCCAGACAUGUGAGGGUAGAUGCACUGAAUUUCGUGACUGUGUACAGUGUCAAACAUUUGGAACUGGACUGUUGUCAGAUGAGGAAUGCUUUAACUGUACAUUUUUGUCUACACCAGUGGAAGAUCUUGGAGAAAUUCUUCAAAAUGAGAGAAAAUGUAUUUUUAAGGAUGAAGAAGACUGUUCAUUCUCAUUUGUUUAUAGUUAUGAUGAUAAUAAUAAACCUAUGAUUAGAGUCUUAGAUACCAAAGAUUGUCCUUCGAAAGAACCAGUAUUAUGGAUUGCUCUUGGUGUAACAGCUGGUGUAUUUUUAAUAGGCCUGAUAGCUCUGUUAAUUGGAAGAUUUCUUAUUUAUCUUAAAGACAAAAGAGAUUUUGAAAGAUUCGUUGAAGAAGUAGAUAAAACUCAGUGGGGCAAUCAUACAAAUCCCAUCUACAAAGAAGCUGUUUCUGAAUAUCCUAAUCCAAUUUAUGGGCAGCAGAGUCACUAAACGGAAACAUUCAUUCUGUGAAUACUCUAUCUAGUCUUAUAGUUUUUAAAAUUGCAUAUUCAAAACAAAAUGAAAUUUUUUUUUUUAAUCAGUAAAUUUUUUUUGCUUAAAUGUUUUGUAUUCUAAUUAGCAAAUUACGAGUAAAAUGCUUGAUUGGCAGCUGUGGAGAAAUUUAAUCUAAGUAUUUAAUGGAAAUCAAGAAAUUUUUUGUGAUUUUUUUUGUGAUUUUUCAUAUUUCUUUUGAAGUGUAUUAGAUUAAAAUAAGUUAUAUUUUCGAUUCAUUAUAUUUUUCUUUCGUAUCAGUUUUUGAAAUGUCUGCUUAAAAUUUAGUGAUGGAUUUUAAAUCAAAUUAUGUUUAAAAAAUAUCAAUGCAUUGAAAACUUGGUUGCAUUCCUUUCAUUUGUUUAAGGGUGUUCGUCUAAACUCUUUUGCUUAGAAAAAUGAAAGAGGAGAAAAAAAUUUGUACCUUAAGAUUGCUAAGCUUUUGUUCAAAACUAUAUAUACUGCCUUGUUUGAACUUUAAAAUUGGCAAAUGUUUUCAACAUUUUGAAAGGUCCAUUUUUAAAAAAAAUAAAUAAAAAAGAACUCCUACAUUGGUGAGAUUUUCCUAGUUGAAUGAUAAUUAUUAAAAUUAUUGAAUAAUUCUCAAUUUCUUUCAUAAUUUGAUUUACUCAAACAGUUAUGCAUUAAUGUAACUUUUCAAAUGUUUAAAAAAAAUUAGAUCACACUUUUCAUUUUCACAGAAUUGUGACUUUUCUACUUAAUUACAUAUUGCACAAUUUUUAUAAUCAGCAUAAAGGACCUUGUCUAGAGAUUGAAAACACUGGAUCUAUCAGUGGUAAAAAAAUAGUUAUAAAGAUUGCAUAUUAUGUGAAAAAUAUGUUAUUCUGUUUAAUAAAAGAACCUUUGAAGAACAACCUUAAUCUAAUACUGUAAUCAAUCAUACUAUAAUCAAUUUGUCUUUCUUUCUUAUCUGAACUUAAAUUUAUGAGAGGCUUUUUGAUUUUAUCCAAAGGAAGAUAAUGCAACAAUUUAUAACAUAUAAUUCAUAAUACAUUUAAAAGAGAAUGCAACUUAUAUUGUAAUUCUUGUUAGCAUUUUAAAGUUUAUCAUUGAUAUAUUCAAUUUUCUUGAAUCAAAAUUGCAUCAUAUAACAGAAUGUUUAUGUUUCAUCAAAUUUGUGUUUCAUUUUUUUUUGCCCCAACUAUUUACUUGUUUUUAUAAUCAAAGAAAUUGAUUUACAUUGUUCUUUUAGAGAAUAGUAGUUGAUUAAAGCCUUUGUAUUUAAUUAUUAAAAUUAUUUUUAAAUCACUUUUUUGGGUCAGCACAACUGCUUUGUCUGAAGUUGUUUUAUCUGAGAUUCUUACCAAUACCUCUCUUUUUAUUUUAUAAUUAUGUUCAAAUAUUCAACUGAUUUAGUGUAUAUUAAUUUUUAACUGAGAUUAUAUGUUUAUUAUUUACUCUUUGUUACUAUUGAGAUUAAAAGGAAAGUGUUUUUAUGCCAAACUAAUAAUUAGACCGUUAGUUUUCACUCAUGGUCAUAAGCUAACUUGCCACUAGUUUUUAUAUUUGUCUUUCAUUUUCUAAUUUUAUACCAAGAUAAAAAUAUACAGUAUAAAAUUAAAAUUCUGUAGUUUUUGUUUAAAAUUAUACCUAUCUUUAACAUAUAUAAAUCUCUGAAUUUCUGUUAAUGAGAGGAUUUAUUUAAUUUCUAAUGAGAGGAUUUAUGAGACGAUUUAUUAAUUAUUAAUGAGAGGAUUUAUUUAAUUAUAAUUCUAGAAUUUCUUGAAUUCAUUCCAAAUGUUUUUGUUCCUUCCAUAUUUUUUAUACAUUAAAAGUACUUCAUGAUUUGUAUGUUGGUUUUGUACCAAGUAUUUCCUUUCUCCACCUUUUUUUCUUCUAUAUAUGCUAUUUUUUGUAAAUACAACAGAAUGGUAUACAUAAGUUAUCAAUGGUAUACAUUAACAGUUUAAGCUUACUUAAAAUAAUUACCCGAUACAAUGGAACUGAUUUUAAUAAAGUAAUAUUACUGAAUUAUAUUAUCUUAAAGCUGUAUUAACAUUUGUUAACCUGUUUUAAAUGUUAGAUUAACUUUGGUCAUUGAUUUAAAAUAUUUCAUUACUGUGGUUAUUAGUAUUCAAAAUUUAUCCAUGGAUUUAAGAUAUUUUAUUAUUGUGUUAAUUAGUUUUUAAAUAUUUUGCUGGUAAUUGGUAUUUUGGGUUUAUCCAGUUAGUUACUAUUUAAUGUAUUUAUUUAUCUGUAAUAAGUAUUUAUAUUUAAGGCAUCUAUUAAUAAAAAAAAAAAUCUUAAUUUUUCCCGAUUAUGAGUUAUUUCUUUUUUUGUUUAAAUGGGAAUAAAAAAUAUCUUCUAAAAGUGAAGUUUAAUUAAUUGGCCAUUUUAUAAACUGUGGUAAGUCGUGAGAAAUUCCAUGUUUAAAAAUCAAAGAUUGUUUUCCCGAGUUAAAAAAAGUAAAUAAAAAAUAUAUACAGGCGAAGGGAAGUUUUCGGCAUUUAAUUUAGAUAGUGCUCAUUAAUCUACUUAACUGUUUUCUGCCUCAUGUUGCACAAAUACUUCUUAAAAUUCACUGAAAAAAUGUUAAUCUCCAAAAAAUAGUGAUUUUAUAGCUUACUGAAAUAAUUUAUUCAAAUGUUUGAAUUAGAUUGGAAAUAUAUAUUACAAUAAAUAAAAUUUUUAGUAAAAAGCAUAAAACUGGUAUUGCCUUUUAUUUAAAUGCCUUUGUUUUGGGGCAUUAUUAUGUAUUUUAAGCACUCAAACUCCAUUUGCAUUUCAAACUUAGCAUUUUAACUUGGCAUUUUACAUGCAAACUUGGCAUUUUAUAUGAAAAUUGAUUAAUUUUUUUAAUUGCUACUUUUUUAAAUAAAAUAAUAUAUUUUUGAUGAACUUAAGUCUAUGUGUUUGUAGUUAUUUUUUUUCUACUCUCUUAGUUUAUUUGAAUAUUUAUAAACAUUACUCAAGAAGGAUUUCAAAUACUCAACUUAUAUAUUAUGAGGAUUGUCAUAUGUGAAUAUAAAUGAAAUUAUAAUUUUUAUUUAAAAUUUUUUUACUAUUUUUAUAUUGUUUAUUCCUUCAACUCAUUAAAUUUUGAGUUUGAUUGUUUGAAAAAUGAGUUAGUUUUAUAAUUAAGAACAUUACUUAUUUUGAUUUCAUUAAGCUAAAUCAGUUUAUAAAUCUGCUCAGAAAAUUUUCUUUUUUUAAAAAUUUGAUUAUUUGUUGAAUUUGUAAGUAAACAAAUUUAAAUAAACUUUGCUCUGUUUUACUAUUUUGUAUUAAUUCGUAAAAAAAUGUCUAUAUACUCUUAUACAAUUAGGUUAAGGGUUUGUAUAUUAUUUUAUCUACUAUACUAUAUGCCUAUAUGUUCCAUGUUAUUGUUUCUUUUUUUAAUUUUUAUUUUUUCUAAUUAUUGGAUAAUAUAUGUCAUAACAUAUGUCAUUUAUUGAAUAAUAUGUCAUCAAUUCAUAUUUUCAUCUGCAAAAUGCAUAAUGAUUUGUGUGUAAAUUAUAUAAAAUAUUUAAAAAAAAUAUUGAUUUUGAAACAAAGUUCAAAGUUAAAUGUACUUAUAACUUUUAAAUUAUUAAAUGAACCAACCCUAUUUUUUCUAUUAGAAUGAUAUUACAUUUGAGAUAAGGGGCCAUUCCAAUAUUUAUUAAAGCUAUUUUUAGGACAUUGUUC
This is a messenger RNA of Parasteatoda tepidariorum (common house spider), 5950 nucleotides long. RefSeq names its product integrin beta-PS. NCBI's taxonomy places the organism in Eukaryota, Metazoa, Arthropoda, Arachnida, Araneae, Theridiidae. Gene Ontology annotation, biological process: cell adhesion mediated by integrin; cell-cell adhesion; integrin-mediated signaling pathway. Gene Ontology annotation, molecular function: integrin binding. Gene Ontology annotation, cellular component: integrin complex; focal adhesion; cell surface. The record is from RefSeq and is a predicted model, not a curated record.